AUGGCUGUCCAACAUAAACAAGACCCGAUUGUGCUGGUGAUCGAUUUCCACCAUGCGCGGGGCCCGGAAAUCGAACACUGUAUUGCCGACGAGGGCACGAACCCAGCUAUCGAGAAUGACUGGUCACUAUUACCAUUCAUGGCCCUAUCUGACGGCGCACACCUGUAUGGAACACCCCUUAGCUCAGCAAUGCUCUCUGCAGCAGGAGUGAUGGCUCUCUACUCUGUGGAGACUGUCCCAUACUGCUGUUCAACCGAGGAGUUCUCCUAUUUCACACUACGCCGCAAGGAAAUGUCAGAGAUCCCCGAAACUUCACUCUUCGGUAUCGCCUGUUCGCGCCAGAUCGAUUCCAAGCUCCUCCUGAACCGGCCGCCGGAUGUGACUCGAUCUACAGUGCAAAAGGCGGUUGUCGUGGUCACAGAUAGUCCGCAGCGGGUUGGGCAGUUGCGCGAGAAGCUUUCCGUUGUCACAUCUGCUUGGUUUGCCCAGCGUGACUUCUCGGAUAUUGAUAUUCUGAAGAAAUUUCGCGAGGGCCUGGUCAUUAGUUUGAUGAAUGAUGAGGCAAAAGACCAGAACUUAGGUCUUUCUCUGAGAGAGAUGAUUCAUGAAUUCAAAUACCAGACAUUGGUUCUCUUCAAGGCAUUGCUAUUGCAGCCGAAGAUGCUCUUCUUUGGUACCCGUUGCGAGCGAUUAUGCAUGCUCCAGUUUUCUCUCAUUUCCUUGAUACCCGGACUCAUCAAUAACCUGGAAGACUGCGCGGAUCCUUCAUUCGAUAGCUAUGCGCAAAGCGUUGAGAAGCCGACAUCCCUGAAGACUAGUGAUCGCAGCUCUUUGCUGGCCUACAUGGGUUUGCCAUUGCAGAUUUUUGGAAAGGGAAGCAUGUUUGGGCCCUAUACUCCUCUCCAACAGCUGGACCUGUUGGCUGAUGACGGUACCAAAUCAUAUGUUGUGGGAUCUACAAAUUCAUUGCUUCUGCAGCAAAAAGAUCGCUACAGUGAUAUUCUCAUUAACCUUGAUGAAGAUAGUAUCAGUAUCUCGUCUCUGAAUCUACGCAACGCUUUAACCCUCUCCACAGCUGACAGACGUUGGAUCGAUCUUCUUACACAAAUUGUCAACGAUACAUGGGAUGAUGCUCACCCUUCACGCCCAAAAACCCUCGGAUUCAUGGGGUCUGAGGAAUUUAUCCGUCUGCAAUUCGAAGAGUAUCUGUUGGCACUACUCUCGAGCAUGAAAUAUCACGAGGAGCUUACUCAGUGUUCCUCUGGUGAAUCGCCCCACCGAAGCAGAGCCCAGUUGCAAAACUUCAACAUCGAAGGUGACCCUGCUCUUGAUUUCAAUGCAGAGUUUUUGGCUCAGUGGCAGAAAACCUCCAACUAUGCGCUCUUCUCCCGUCUCACUUCGGAUGCACUCUUGUUCUCCAUCACUGAACCUCGACACCCUAGUGCUGGUGGAUUGACCGUAGAAGACAUUCAACGUCGUCUAUCCCAGCAGGUAGCUGAUCUCCACCUCGAUGAACGCGUCCGUGAGGGCCGGGAAGCCCUCGGUCGACACUUUGCGACGGGCCAAAAGAAGGUCAGCGCGGCAUACAACAGGUUCUGGUCCGACAUUGAGACCAUGCGCGAGGCCCAGAAGAAACGCAACGAAGAAAAGGCAACACAAUCACAGCGCGCCUCAAUCGACACUCCAGCUUCUCCAUCGCAAGGCUCCAUCGAUGACUCUACUUCCGAAACAUCCGGAUCCUGGUUUGGAGGUCGCCCAAGGGGCUCAAUUGACGUUUCUCAAGCGCAAGCUUCCGUGGGCCAAGCAGGCCAAAAAGCGAGCGCAUACUUCAGCUCAUGGGGCUCCUGGGCCAGCGAGAAACGGCGCGAGUGGCAGGAGAAGCGCACCUCCUCCCCGAGUCCAAAUCCAGCCGUGACAGCGUCCCCAUCGACGCCAUCUCUCCCCGUCGUCGCCGAAACUGUCGAGUCUGACCGUGGCCGCCGUCGUUCCAUGCAGCGACAUAGUGAAGAUGCUGAGGGCCUGUCGCGCAGUUUAAGCCGUAGAAAGCGAUGGAGUAAUAUCCUCCUGCGUCGCGAUAGCGGUGAAUUCAAGCGUGAUGAUACCUCUGAUGUCCCCUAUCCAAAGUCUCCACUUUCCCAGGGAUUCCCAGCCCACGAGCCUGAAACUGAGUUCAAACAUUCGGAAACCGACGAAGAGAUCCCUGAGACUCAACCUGCCGAUGCAGACGGUUUUACUAGUGUCUCGCUCACUCCUAGGGAAGGACUUUGCGUGGACUUGAACCCGGGUGAAAACACGAAUCAUGAUAGUGAGGCGAAAACAAUCGACACGCAGCCGGAUGACUCGGUAACGGCGCUGCCUACCAAGGAUGAAACGCCUUCCGAGGCCACCAAAGAUGUUAGCAAAUAA
Penicillium argentinense is the source of this 2406-nucleotide messenger RNA. RefSeq lists its product as uncharacterized. Gene Ontology annotation, cellular component: cytoplasm. The record is from RefSeq and is a predicted model, not a curated record. NCBI's taxonomy places the organism in Eukaryota, Fungi, Ascomycota, Eurotiomycetes, Eurotiales, Aspergillaceae. The transcript has 10 exons. Bases 1 to 2406 code for a protein of 801 amino acids.